Molecule: messenger RNA, 392 nt
Organism: Paramecium sonneborni
Lineage: Eukaryota; Ciliophora; Oligohymenophorea; Peniculida; Parameciidae
Source: the annotation of a GenBank genome assembly
AUAAUAAAUAAAUGUCUGAGACAAAAUUUGUUGAUGAAAAUUCAUUAAUAGGGAUAGCAGCAUCAUUUUGGUAAUAAUACUCAACAAAGACUCCUCAGAAAUUGAAAAUAAUGGAUGCAUUUUCAUUAUAUUGUUUUGUGCUUUUAAUAAUUUAAUUAUUUUAUUGUGGAUUAGUAGGUGAUUUUCCAAGAAAUUCAUUUUUAUCUGGAAUAUUUGCAUCAGGAGGUGCAUUAACAAUAAAUAGUAUGAAUAUAGAUAGAUGAUUAGUAUGUUUAAGGAAAUAAUUGAAUUCUGAAACAAGAUAUAUGAGUAUUUCAAAUGAGAGAGCAUUUUGGGAAUAUUUGGCAGCUAUGAUAGUGUUAUUUUUGACAGUGAUAAAUUUUUUGGGUUGA